Molecule: messenger RNA, 1129 nt
Organism: Pseudogymnoascus destructans
Lineage: Eukaryota; Fungi; Ascomycota; Leotiomycetes; Thelebolales; Thelebolaceae
Exons: 1
Coding region: 66-1112 (348 amino acids)
Cellular component (GO): nucleus
Source: RefSeq, a predicted model, not a curated record
CUUUCAUAGGCAUAAUAAACUCAGAAAUAUAACACACACAACCGCACUGGGCGAUCUUCUACACCAUGGCUCCGACGACUAUCAACGUACUCCUUACCUCAUUCCCAGGCCUCAACCUCCCCAAAACUCUUGUCCUCCCGAUUCCAUCAACUGCAUCAGUGGCGGAGCUUUGCUAUCAGCUUGCUGAACGCAUCCCUCCUUUCAAUGACCGACUUAUUCUCACCACCUCCUCAAACAAGCAGCUUGAACUGAAUUCCAGCGAACAAAUAUCAAGUCUCGUUUCCUCCGAUAGCGAUGCAUUCGUAUCCUUGCGCCUCUCCGCGCGUCUCUGUGGUGGCAAGGGUGGCUUUGGUUCCCAGCUUCGCGCAGCUGGCGGGCGCAUGUCAUCAAAGAAGAAGAGAAACCAGGGUGAAAACAACGGGUCAAGUCGCAACUUGGAUGGCCGAAGGCUUCGGACGGUUACAGAGGCGAAGGCUCUAGCGGAGUAUUUGGCGAUAAAGCCGGAUAUGGAGAAGAAGGAGAAGGAACAACGCCGCAAACGCUGGGAACAAGUGGUGGAACUUGCGGAGAAGAGGGAGGAAGAAAUUAAAUCUGGAUCCAAGGGGAAGCUUGACGGCAAGUGGGUGGAGGACAAGGAAGAGGCCGGAGAACGAACGAGAGAGGCAGUUCAGGCGGCCAUAAGAUCGGGCGACUACAGAGACAACCUCUCGAGCCGUCCUAAGUUGACAGCCAGCAGCUCAUCUUCCGACGACAAUAUGGAGAGUGGAAGUUCGUUGGCGACUGACGUUGAUUCAAAGAUGUCUACACCACCAUCAGGGUCAGAUCAACGUAAACAGUUUUCAGUGUCAUUUUUGGGGUUUGACGAGGACGAUGACUUUAUGAGCGACGAUGAAAGUGAAGAUAUGGAAAAUGAGGACAGGGAAAAAGUGCCAAAGGAUGAUGAGAUGGAGCUGAGUCUUGAGGAACCACCAAAGGGCGAGGAGACGGACCUGGUCCCUGAGGUUCCAACCUCAAUCCCCAAACCAAAGAAAGGGAAGGGCAAGGUGAAGUCAAAGUUAGACACAACAGAAACUGUGACGAAAACAAGAAGCAGUGCGAGGCGGAAGGCUUAAUGUGUUUACGAGUAUGU